This is a messenger RNA of Pseudovirgaria hyperparasitica, 1245 nucleotides long. RefSeq lists its product as uncharacterized. The record is from RefSeq and is a predicted model, not a curated record. The coding region runs from base 42 to 1124 and encodes 360 amino acids. The transcript has a single exon. Lineage: Eukaryota; Fungi; Ascomycota; Dothideomycetes; Acrospermales; Acrospermaceae.
CGACAAUCCACCACGUCCGAUAAGCACCCAUUCUGGAGAACAUGGCCAGCAUUCACACCAGGCCUUUCGGCAUUGCUUCGCUACGGAGAUGGUUGCUUCCUUGGAAACAAUGCCCCGAAGACAAAGAGUCAACCGACGCCAUCGAUAUUACCAAGACUGCCGAAUAUCACAAGAUUGUUGGAACUUCCCUGAUUGUCGACGGUUUGAAGGUGCUGAUAGCGAAUAAUGUUGAUCCAUCUACCGUCUAUUGGAGAUUCCUGAUGCCCUUGGACGACGCAGAGAAGUUCAGAUUGAUACAAGGCCAGUACACACGCGAUCGUGCAUGGACAGAACUCGUCCCAGCUAUUCCCGAUGAGUCCCCUGUUGUGACAGACGAGAUCAGUCUCAACUUCAAGGUCCAGUACAGGCUUCCCCCAAUUCCCCACGAUUGCGUUCCUCCAACACACUUCCGCCUCUUCGACCUGCCCCCUGAGCUCCGCGACAUGAUCUACGAAUUCCUCUUCACCUCGCUCUUCUCCUCAGGCGUGCUCUACCACCUCUUCCCCGUCACAGCCAGCUACAACCGCAAGCUCGACCCGAUUCCCAAAACCACCCUCGUCACCACGACCGCCUCCCUGCUCUCCGCCAGCCGCACCCUCUACAACGAAGCCGCCGCAAGCCUGUACAACGGCCGCACCCUGCGCUUGGGCAACCUCAACUCGCUCCUCGCCUUCCUCGACGCAUUCACGACGCCGAUUGAGUACAUCCGCGAGAUCAGCAUCUUGGCCGAAUUAUACGAUAUGGUAGUGCGCCGGCUGCCGGAGCUCGGCAUGCGGCUCGAAGACGCAGAAAAACUGAGACAGGUGCGGGUUGAGUAUCCAUAUAUGCAGAUUAUCAUGGAGGGCCAGGCGUUUAGGCGUCAUGCUGGGAACAUGGUGCGUCACUAUCUUAUGCUCCAGGUGUUCUGCACGGCGGGCUUGGACGCCACGCAGUGGGCGACUUUUGGGCCUCGUGUGCAAGUGGAGCAGGAUUUCUAUGGGAAUAUCAUAUUGGGAGGAGAGAUGGUUCUUGGGGAGGGUCAGGACUGGCUGAGUGCGGAGCUGUAUGACGCUUUGAGGUUCACGGUUCGGCCAUAUGCGUACUAGGGAAGAGCAAGUCGUUUGGGCGAUAGUGUAUCAUUGCGUAGUCUUUGUUGUUUGUGUGGGACUUUGUGUCCGUUUUCGUUGCUCUGUUGGCUUCUGAACUUGCUUGACUUGUAGAGUAGAC